AAAAGUCAAAACUUUUUUGCCGGCCAGAAUAUUCCAUUAGUUAGUGUUGACUGUUGACUUCAAUCUAUUGAUUAAAGACUUUUUCUUUUGCAAAAAUUUUUCAUUUUGUUGUACGCUGUCCUCCAAUUUCUUCACCAUCUCGUUCCUCAUCUUCGAGCCUCCAAAGUCAACUUAGUUACAGAAUGUGGUUCAAAGGCCUUAAUUUGCUGAUCUCUAAGACCCGUUUGCUCAAUUUUACGAAUUGAAGUUAGCCUUGCUAGUUGGAUAUUUCGAAUUUCCGCAUACAGGUACGGAUCUGUACAUUCUUUCUGGGCUUGUAUUUAAAGCAGUUUUUUACAUUCUUUUCAUUUUUUGUUUUUUUUGGUAAAUUAUACUAUGUUAUUAAGAGAGUUUGAAUUCAGCAUGAAGAUCGAAAUACGUAUUGAUUAUACAUACUGUUUUGACAAGAUCCAAUAUGUUUUGUUUUCUGGGCUUAUAGAUAUUUUUUAGAACCGUGAUCAAGAAUGUCCUCGAUGACAUAUGACUGAUGAAUGAAAACUUUGUUAUUUUCUGCUUGUGAGUUUGUUGAUUGAUUAAUCACUGAUCAAAGAAUUAUGAGUCAAUUAACAAUUUGACCAUUAAUUCUUAUGCAUAAUCCCAUUUAUGGUAGGAUAGUUCGGCUUCUUCGCAUGAUUUUUUUUUUUUUCCAAGUCUUCAAGGUUCUGAAAGUAACAUUGACAUACUCGUAUAAUCAUUUUCUGCUGGGAAAAAGAGAUAAAGGAUGAGCGCGGGCGUUGUUUCUUCCGUGUUAAAUCAGAUCGCAACUUUGGUUGUCGCUGAGGCAAACUUGUUAGGAGGGCUUCAACAAGAGAUCCAGGGCGUUGUUGAUGAACUUGAGCAUAUGAAAGCUUUCUUAAUGUUUGCAGAAGACAGAGAAGAAGAGGAUCCUAGUCUACAAGUAUGGAUUUCACAAGUGCGGGAUGUUGCUUAUGAUAUUGAAGAUGUUGUGGGUGAAUUUCUGUGGCGUUUCAAUCAUAAUUAUGGUCAUGGUUUUAAUGGACAUGUUCACAAGAUCUUCGUGUUAAUGAAGAAUUUGCGAGCACGCCGUCGAAUUGCUCAAGAGAUACAACUCAUCAAGUCAAGAAUUACAAGUAUCUCUGCGAGUCAUGAGAGAUACCAAUCGAAAUAUGAUAUCUCUAACCAAGCCUCGACUUCUUCUUUAUUGGACAGGAACAACUCAUGGAACUAUUACAGGGAUGCAGCCCUUUUUGUAGAAGCAGAAAAGCUGGUAGGUAUCGAUCGCCCGAAGCAGCAACUCAUUUAUCAACUCCUUGAUGGUGAUUCUCAAUUUAAAGUUGUUUCAGUUCUUGGUAUGGGAGGGAUCGGGAAAACUACAUUGGUGAAAAAAGUCCAUGAAGAUGUGGAAAUCAAAAAAGCAUUCCAAAUCCUUGCCUGGGUGACCGUCUCCGAAACCUGGGAUACAAUGGAAGUGCUCAAGGACUUGAUCAAACAGUUAUACAAGGAGAUUAAAAUAUCAGUACAAGCUGGAUUGGACUCAUCAGUUACAAGCACCCGGGAACUGAAAGCGCAUGUGAAAGAAUUUCUCAAGGGGAAAAGAUAUCUCAUCGUAUUUGAUGACGUAUGGGAUUCACAAUUCUGGGAAAGUUUCAAAUUUGUGUUGCCUGAAGGUAGCUGCGGCAAUCGUGUGAUCCUCACAACGCGAAAUGCAAAUGUAGGUAACGCCUCUAGUGGUGAAUUUCAAUGCCAUGUCCACGAAAUGGAGGUAUUAUCUUUGGCAGAUUCUUGGACUCUCUUUUGCAAGAAAACCUUCAAAGGUGAUUGUUGUCCAACCCAUCUGGAAAGUAUUGCUGAAAGAAUACUUAAAAAGUGUGGAGGAUUACCACUGGCAAUAGUCGCAAUUGGAGGAUUGUUGGCUUCAAAGGACAAAAGCAAAAUAAACGAGUGGGAGAUGGUUGAACGAAAUCUUGAUGAUGAACUAGGGGUAAGUGGCAAUUUGAAUCCAGUUACAAAAAUACUGUCGCUUAGUUACAUUGGGCUUCCGCACCAUCUAAAAACUUGUUUAUUAUAUGCAAGUAUUUUUCCAGAGGAUUACAGAAUAGCCAAAAGGAGAUUGAUUCGAUUAUGGAUUGCGGAAGGACUUGUGCUAGAGAAAGCGGGGAUGAGUAACUACGAGAUAGCUCAAGCUUAUCUUGAUGAGCUUACAAAUAGAAGUUUAAUUCAGGUGGCUCAGUCUCACCCAUGUUUUAGGUUAUAUCAUAUUCAUGACAUUCUACGAGAAAUUGUUCUUUCGAAAUCAAGUAGACAAAACUUUGCAACCAUAGUCACAGAAGCACAAAAUAAGUUCUCUGCGAAGGUUAGGCGCUUGGCGAUCCAUGAUUUGAAAUCCAAUACCAAGUCCUACAUGCGUUUCAAGUGUCUGCGAUCUUUGGUAAUAUUCAAUGCCGACAAACCCUUGCCAAAAUACUUAUCUGGGCUGUUAGCUGGUGGUUCAAAGCUAUUGAAAGUAUUAGAUUUGGAAGGCACACAAUUAGAUGAGAUCCCAGAAGAAGUUUUCAAGUUACUUCAUCUCAAAACUCUAAAUCUUAGUCGCACAAGGGUACGGGUCAUUUCCAAGUCCAUUGGGUCUCUUAAGAAUCUGGAAUACUUGGACCUACGGUACACGGAAGUGAGUGAGUUACCGGAGGAAAUAUUAAACCUUGAAGGUCUUGUUCAUCUUACAGCUAACAAUCAUAGUGCCCAAAAUUCGUAUUUUUUUGGUGGAUUCAGAGGUCCAAAUAUUACUUCGAAACUUAUCUCUCUAGAGUGGUUAUAUGACGUUAAAGCCAAUGAAAUAUUAAUUAAGGAGAUUGGAGACCUUAAGCAAUUGAGGAGGCUUGGCAUUGCUAGCCUAAGAAGAGAACAUGGAAAACAACUCUGCUCCUCUCUAGGAAAACUCUUCAAUCUCGAGCAUUUGUAUCUUUAUACUGUAAAGGAUGAUGAGGUACUUGAUUUGGAAGAUUUGAAUGGUUCAUUGUGUUCAAAUCUUUGUAGCUUGCACGUGUUACGUUUGUGGGGGCGCUUGGGAAAGGUGCCGGAAGUAUUUUCUUCACUACAUGAGUUGACCUUAGUGCAUUUGCGUUGGAGCGGAAUCAUGGACAAUCCACUCGAAUCGCUUCAAUACUUACCAAAUCUGCUAUUACUUAUGUUGGAAGAAGCUUUUGAAGGGGAAAGCUUGUGUUUCAAAGCUGGAUGUUUCUUGAAACUUGGGAGGUUAGGCCUUUACAAUGUACAGAAUUUGAGAUGGUUGAGAAUGGAGGAAGGUGCUAUGCCUAACCUUAGAGAGCUGGAGUUGAGAUCUGUUAAGUUACUAGAGGAAUUCCCUUGGGAGGUCCAACACUUGACCAAACUUGAAGUUCUAUAUUUGGAAGAUAUCAGCCAGACAGCAAUUGACCAACUACACAAUCAUGAUCAAGGAAGUGGAGAGUGCAACAAAAUUAGCCACAUCCACAAGAUUUUGACUUUGGAGACAAGGGAUGGAAGGCGCAAUCCAAGAUCCGGAAAGCAAUUGACCAGCUACACAAUCAGGAUGCAAGAGCAGCAGGUGGCUGAUGAGCCCAGCAUUUUUGUGUGUAAGCAUUGAACCACUGAAAGUCACAUGCCAAAAAAGCUCAAUAAAAAUAUAAAAUUCCUUGAUGGCCUUAUGAUAAACAGCACCGGCAGAAGUUUGCUUCAAGUUUCAUUUUUCAUUUUUCCCUUGUUUAAAAUGAAGAAUUUUCCAAUAAACACGCCAUCUUAAUUUGGAUUUAACUUUCCAAUUCACUUUUUCCCAUUGUAAUAUUUUCCUUACUGUAAUGAAGAAUUUGUGACCAUCGGCGGUUUUAUUCUUCUUUUCUUUUGUAAAAACCUACUCCUGUCGGGCCACAUUUGCAAGUCGAAAAAUCCUAAAUGGAAAGUGAUCCAUGUUUCUCCAACUUAAAGGUACACUAAAUAUUUUUACCACUAAACCACUUUUCCCAUCACUCUAGAGGAGUCACACUUUUAUGUAAAGGGACAUGAUUUUUGUCUUCUGCAAUUCAGAUGAGAAAGAAAAGUUUAUCCUGGAAUUGGGGCUUAUCGAGGUUCGCCUUCUCGUGGCAUAAUUGGUGUAUAUUGGUUCAAUUGGAAAACUCCAAUUCAAAUGAAUGUUAGUGAGAAUUCUCUGUCCAGGCCAAACACUUGGUGGCUGUUCCUGCAAAUCGCAUCAAUAAAUGGCAUAGUGUGAAACAAUGUUGGCUAGUUUGAUUUCUGACGCAUUUUGAAAGUGAUUUUGGUUUAUUCAUUACAUAAAUCAAUGUCUUCAAAACUCCUCGAUCACCUUGUACAUGAUGCAUUUGUUAUCUGAUAUAAAAGAUGGACUUGUCUCUUCUCUUAUUUUAUAGUUCGAACAACAUAAACCAUCCACUCAAGAGUUCUUAGAACUGAUAUUUUAUGAUAAAUUGAGCUAUUUAUUAC
Molecule: messenger RNA, 4470 nt
Organism: Oldenlandia corymbosa var. corymbosa
Lineage: Eukaryota; Viridiplantae; Streptophyta; Magnoliopsida; Gentianales; Rubiaceae
Source: the annotation of a GenBank genome assembly